Messenger RNA from Drosophila kikkawai, 1025 nucleotides. RefSeq names its product aaRS-interacting multifunctional protein 1 (gene AIMP1). The record is from RefSeq and is a predicted model, not a curated record. Gene Ontology annotation, molecular function: tRNA binding. NCBI's taxonomy places the organism in Eukaryota, Metazoa, Arthropoda, Insecta, Diptera, Drosophilidae.
GGUAUUUUUGGUUGGGCGAGGCGGUCACACUGCGGAGGCAUGCUGGCAAUAGGCAAGUUUCCGAUCAGAAUAUUGCAAUUUUCGCGAAAAAACUUUAAAACAAUGGCUGACCUGCAGAAGAUUGCGGACAACAAUAAGCGCGCAGAGGCGCUGAUCAACUCGAUCGAGUCCGAGAUCAAUGCCAUCCAGAAGCAGCUGGUGGCGCGGCAGAAGCAAGAGCUCAUCCAGGAGAACGCUCAACUGGCCAGGGAGGUGGAGGCCGCCUUGGCGCAACUGGUGCAGCUCGAGCUGAGGAAUGGCAAGAAGCAGAUUCCGGUCCCCGGAUCCCGGGGACUCUGCACCAGUGCCGCCCCAGAAGCUCCUCCGGCUAAGCCGGCAGUUGCACCUGCGGUCGCUGCUGAGAAGCCGGUCAAAGAGCCCAAGGAGAAGAAGGUAAAGGAAAAGAAACCGGCCGCCGAGAAGCCAGCCGCCGCUCCAGAGGCCCCGGUAGACGUUGGCCGGCUGGAUUUGCGCGUGGGCAAGAUCGUGGAGGUAGGCCGCCAUCCCGAUGCCGAUAGCUUGUAUCUGGAGAAGAUCGACUGCGGAGAGCCUGCUCCACGCACCGUGGUCUCGGGCCUGGUGAAGUUUGUGCCCCUGGAGGAGAUGCAAAAUCGCCUGGUGGUGGUCAUGUGCAACUUGAAACCGGCCAAGAUGCGCGGCGUCACCUCGGAGGCGAUGGUGAUGUGCGCCUCGACGCCGGACAAGGUGGAGGUGCUCAGCCCUCCUCCCGGCGCAGUUCCUGGCGAUCUGGUGCACUGCGAGGGAUACCCGCGCCAGCCGGACGCCCAGCUUAAUCCCAAAAAGAAGAUCUUCGAGACGUGCGCUCCGGAUCUGAAGACGAACGGAGAGCUGGUUGCCUGCUACAAGGGUGCCGCUCUCCAUGUUCCCGGCAAGGGCAACGUGGUUGCCCAAACCCUCAAGAACGUGAAUGUAAAGUGAGCGAGCCAAUAAACGAAAACCAUCACUGCCUGCAAGGCGUUACGUUA